Messenger RNA from Synchytrium microbalum, 2439 nucleotides. RefSeq lists its product as uncharacterized. The transcript has 9 exons. The record is from RefSeq and is a predicted model, not a curated record. The coding region runs from base 1 to 2439 and encodes 812 amino acids. NCBI's taxonomy places the organism in Eukaryota, Fungi, Chytridiomycota, Chytridiomycetes, Synchytriales, Synchytriaceae. Gene Ontology annotation, cellular component: nucleus. Gene Ontology annotation, molecular function: ATP binding; protein serine/threonine kinase activity. Gene Ontology annotation, biological process: chromosome segregation; intracellular signal transduction; peptidyl-serine phosphorylation.
AUGCUCGGCCAGGCUUCAGCACCUUCAGGCGCUAUAGAUUCCGUUCCUGAAUUCAUCAUAAACAAGGCACAAAGUGUAUCGCCAACAGAUACCGAUUCUCAUAAUGCCAUCGACCAACAUCAACACAUCCAAACGUGGUCUUCACCACAUCAAACCCCAUUCAAGGCUGUAGGACAUCGCGAUGAUAAACUUCUAGAUCAUGGGAAUGACGUCGAUCUAGACGAAUGGAGAUUGUAUCUAAGUAAUGUCGUAAAACCAACAAUUGCUGAACAGGAGACCUUCACUCCACUACCAGAGACCAAGAAGAAGACUAGACGAUUCACUGCUGAUGAAGAUGAGAUAUUGGAGAAGGGGGUUAGUCAGCGGGGUGGAAAUGAUGUUGAUUGGGAAGAGAUUUCAUCGUUGCUGGUUGAUAGAACAUCAGGUCAAUGUAGAGCUCGAUAUUCCCGCAUAAAGGCAAAGAGGAAGCAGGAAGUCACGUCAGCAGGAUCACCUAGCACUGCACUUCUAGCUACAGCAGUUGCAUCUGUCGCUUCAGCUUCCCAACCACUCCAUAAACGCACACACAAGCGAACCCAUUCAGAUGCUUCAGCCGUUUCGAACGACAACGAACAAGAGUCUGCCGAAAACACGCCAAGAAAACAACGUCGCGGAGGAACGCCUCCGUUAACAGAGUCAAAUGAACCACCGAGUCGAGAUGGUGUCGCUCCUAGUAAAAAAAUAUUUGACUACUUCCUACGACCUGCCGGUUUCUUGUCUCAUUCGACAAGGAGUCCUGCAUUAACGGAACAUCCCGUUGAUGAUAAUGGUGGUAUAGCAGCAGAUGAUCGAGUAAUACGUAAUGAUCAAAUUUGGGAAUCUAAAUUGAAUGACUUGAGGAAACGAGUCUCGGAACUCGAAUCUGACAAGGACAAGAUUGAACGUGAACGUGAUCAAUGUAGGCUGCAGAUUGAGCAUCUUGAGGCCGAAUGUGCCAAAAGAGCUGCUGAUUCUGAAACGACAAAAAGAGAAUGUCGAAAGAUGCUCGAUGAUAUGGAACUUUCGAAUCGAUAUCAAUGGGGGCAGGCCCGAGCAAAGAUGUCAUCGCUUCUCAAAGAGAAGGCUGACAAGAUGGCUGCAGAGAAACGGGCCUCGAUGGACGUAGAAUCUAGAAGGCUCGCACGUCUAGUUAUUGAACGAGCCGGCAUCGAAUACGUUGAGAGGUGGCAAGAAGGCCAUGCUUUCCAAGCUAUUCACGUUAGACUCGCUCAGAUACAAAGGGAGAAGAAUGAUAUAGAUCAGCAACGAAAACUCCUUACCAAACGCAAAACUGCAAGACCAGUAGAAGGUGGAGACUCUGCAGUCAAAGUAGAACCAAUAUCAUCUGCUCAAUUCGCUGAACUCGAUGAAAUCUUUAAGCUACGUAAAGAUGCUCUUAAAAGGGAAGACACUGACUUACAGAAAGAAUUUGAAAAAUUGAGGCUGCAACGAGACUUGCAUCAACGAGAGGUGCAUCGUGUGAUCUUGGAAGAUCAGUCACCACUUAAUUCUCAUCCAGUCCUCAAUGAGCGCUAUGCUCUGCUUGAAUUGCUUGGGAGUGGCGGAUUUUCUGAAGUUUGGAAGGGCUAUGAUCUUGUUGAGCUUCGAGAAGUGGCGUGCAAAAUUCAUUCACUACACUCUUCAUGGUCUGAAGAAAGAAAACGAAAUUAUACCAAGCAUGCUCUGCGAGAGUAUCGUAUACACAAGAGUCUAGUGCAUCCAAGAGUCGUGAGGCUGUUUGACGUAUUUGAAAUCGACCAUUCAAGCUUUUGCACCGUGCUCGAGCUAUGUGAAGGCGGUGACCUCGACACCUACUUGUUGUCAUACAAGAGUAUUUCAGAAAGGCUUGCAAAGAGCAUUAUAAUACAAGUCAUGAGUGCUUUAAAGUACUUUUCGGAAUUGACGCCGCCAAUCAGAAACAUACUUCUAAAUCCACAAAUGGAGAUUAAGAUAACGGAUUUCGGCCUCUCCAAAAUUAUCGAAAAUGAUGCGCCAAGUGUCGCACAACCUCCAGGAGGUGCACGAGAAAUUGCUCUCACGUCGGCAAAUACUGGAACCUUUUACUACCUUCCUCCAGAGUGUUUCUGGAGGAAGGGUGAAGUCAAGAUCUCGUCAAAGGUCGAUGUUUGGAGUAUUGGCGUGAUAUUCUUCGAACUGCUCUAUGGUAGAAAGCCAUUUGGUGAGAACCAAUCUCAGCAAACCAUUUUACGUGAGAAUACUAUACUUCAUGAGGGACGUACUGUCGAGUUCCCAUCGACUCCUCAAGUGUCGUCUGAAACAAAAGCAUUUAUAAAACGGUGUUUAGAAUAUUCGCAGGAGCAGAGACCUGAUGUAGCUACGUUAUCUCAAGAUCCGUACUUGACGUUUGGCGCGGCUGCUAAACCGGUGUCGUCUAAGGCGGAUGAAACAUUGCAAUUAUAG